This is a messenger RNA of Cataglyphis hispanica, 2330 nucleotides long. Its product is annotated as sulfate transporter-like. NCBI's taxonomy places the organism in Eukaryota, Metazoa, Arthropoda, Insecta, Hymenoptera, Formicidae. Bases 264 to 2282 code for a protein of 672 amino acids. The transcript is spliced from 11 exons. Gene Ontology annotation, molecular function: bicarbonate transmembrane transporter activity; oxalate transmembrane transporter activity; sulfate transmembrane transporter activity. The record is from RefSeq and is a predicted model, not a curated record. Gene Ontology annotation, biological process: transmembrane transport. Gene Ontology annotation, cellular component: membrane.
UAUGUACGUAUCUGGUGGAUAUAGGACAUAGCCUCUGAUGAUUAUUAGUCACGUGUUAUUUGCUAAUUAAAAGAUAAUCUAUUGUCCGUGUAGCAAUGAUACGAGAGAGAUUGAAAAAAUUAUAUUAGAUGUAUAGUGUAUAGAUAAAUUAAGCAAAGUAUAAGAUGGACAAGAACUCACAGAGAUAAGCAUACUUUUUAUAUUAAAUCCAUAUAUAAAUAGCUCUCAAGAGUGAGUGUGCUUAAUAGUUAUAGAUUGCAAUCAUGGAUAAGCGUGAUGCGCUAUUGCAAAUAAAUUUAGAAAGACCUCUUUACGAACAUGAAGCAUUGAAUCAAAAUUACAAUUAUGAGAAACCAAAAUCACUUUCAAUAAUGCAAAAUGUAAUUAAUACCAUCAGAUCUAAAGAUUGGCGAGCUUGUAUAGUGUCAACAGUACCAACAGUGAAAUGGCUUAGCAAGUAUAAUUGGAGAAAAAACAUAUUGCCUGAUAUUAUCUCCGGUCUAACCGUAGCUGUCAUGCAUAUUCCGCAAGGUAUGGCCUAUGCGCUUUUGGGAAACCUACCACCAGUGGUGGGCAUAUAUAUGGCUUUCUUUCCUGUCUUGGUAUAUUUUCUUUUUGGUACAUCCAAGCAUGUAUCUAUAGGAACUUUUGCCGUGGUUUGUCUAAUGACUGGUAAGGUAGUAACAUCUUACUCAAAUCCGCUCAUGGGUCAUACAUCAUCUGCGAAUCUUUCGGACGCUUUUACUCAAAAUGCCGAGGAUGUCAUAUAUUAUACAUAUACACCCAUGGAGGUAGCAACAGCUGUGUCAUUAGUGGUCGGAAUAUAUCAGAUAAUAAUGUAUAUAUUCCGAUUAGGCAUUAUAACAACAUUGCUGAGUGAAUCUUUAAUAAAUAGCUUUACAACAGCAGCUGCUGUUCAUGUUUUAAUUUCUCAAAUCAAGGAUCUUUUUGGUUUAAAACUGCCAAAGCAAAAAGGAUAUUUUAAGCUAAUUUUGAUAAUUGUAGAUAUAUUUAGAGAAAUAGAAAAUACCAACAUGGCUGCAGCAGUAGUAUCAAUUGUAUCAAUUAUUAUCCUCAUUUUCAAUAAUGAGUUUCUGAAACCAAGAAUAAGCAAAAUAUCCAGCAUACCAAUACCCAUUGAGCUCAUUGUAGUUGUCAGUGGAACAUUGAUUUCUCGAUAUUGUGAUUUACCAAAGAUUUAUAAUAUUGAAAUUGUCGGACAUAUUCCUACAGGGCUUCCCAAACCAGAGGUGCCAAAUCUUGAAGUAUUGCCCUUGGUAGCGAUUGAUAGCAUUGCAAUAACUAUGGUUUCAUACACUAUUACAAUAUCGAUGGCAUUGAUAUUUGCACAGAAACUCAGUUAUGAAAUAGAUUCUAAUCAGGAACUUCUUGCAAUGGGCUUUAGUAAUAUAACGGGCUCUUUCUUCUCGUGUAUGCCGAUAUCGGCCUCUUUAAGCAGAUCUCUCAUUCAACAAACCGUCGGAGGACGAACACAGGUAGCGAGCAUCGUGUCUUGUUUAUUACUAUUUAUUAUACUCUUGUGGAUCGGACCAUUUUUCGAACUGCUACCAAGAUGCGUGUUAGCUUCCAUAAUAGUCGUAGCGUUAAAAGGAAUGUUUCAACAAGCUAAUCAGUUAGUUAAAUUUUGGAAACUGAGCAAGACUGAUGCCACAAUUUGGAUUGUAACGUUUCUAAUUGUAACACUAAUAAAUAUUGACAUUGGAUUGCUCGCGGGAUUAUUUGUGUCACUGGCCAUUAUUUUGCUGCAAGCUUUUCGGCCCUACACGUGUUUGCUGGGUCAUAUACCACAUACGGAUUUAUAUUUGGACUUGGACAGAUAUAAAGCAGCGGUAGAGAUACCCGGAAUAAAAAUAUUUCAUUAUUGCGGCACUUUGAACUUUGUCAAUAACAAUUAUUUUAGAUCCACCAUAUAUAGACUUGUAGGAGUAUAUCCACAAAAUAUAAUCAAGCAUAGAAAAAAAUUAGCUGAAGAGAAUCAUUUUCUGGAUGAUAAAGAUUCCGAAGAUAGACAUGAAUUGCAAUGCAUAAUCAUGGACAUGAGUGCGUUAAGUUAUAUUGAUCCUAGUAGUAUUCAAAUGUUGCACUUGAUUGUCGAAGAAUUUACACAAGUGAACAUCAAGUUUUAUUUUGUCAAUUGUCCAAGUCCCAUCUUUGAAAUGAUAAAGAAAUGUGAUUUAUACAUAUAUGGUAAAAUAUCGCUGAAAAUCUUUGCAACUAUACAAGAUGCCGUCGCUUACUUUCGAAACGAGAUUUCUUCAUGAUAAUAGUUGGAAAAUAGUUUUCUCAAUCUAUAUAUAUAUAUAUAUAUA